AUGAUGCCUGGAGCAAAUGAGACACUCAGAGUGAUGGGAGAUUUCAUGGCAAUUGCUGAAAUGCCUGCUGUUGUUAGCUGCACUGAUUGCACUCACAUAGCUAUCCAAAAGCCAUCUGGGGAUCGACCUGAAAGCAACAUUUCCGAUAACAGCCGUCAGUGGGUAGAAGUGUGGGAUGAAAUCCAUCGAGGUCAUCAGCUUGGUGAUGUAGACUACCCUUGUCGCAGUUUCCUGCUAACACCUUUAGCCAAUCCUCAAUCCGGUCAAGAACAACGUUACAACAUUUCACAUACUACCACCAGAAAUUGCAUCAAAUGGGCUUUCGGUGUUCUCAAGAAGAUUUGGUUGUUUGGGCAAGAAGGUGCAAACAAGUCUGGAGAACAUAGAGGUUACGAUCAAGUCUGCAGCCAUACUCCACAACCAGUCAGACAGAGGGUGCCACUGCCAGAUGAUGUGCCACUUCAGCUAAAAGCAGAAGAUCCUGACAACCCAAAUCCUCUCCUUGUAAAUGCAGAAGGCAGUGUAGAACGCUGCCGGAUUAUUCAAAAUUACUUUUAG
Penaeus monodon (black tiger shrimp) is the source of this 558-nucleotide messenger RNA. Its product is annotated as putative nuclease HARBI1. NCBI's taxonomy places the organism in Eukaryota, Metazoa, Arthropoda, Malacostraca, Decapoda, Penaeidae. The record is from RefSeq and is a predicted model, not a curated record. The coding region runs from base 1 to 558 and encodes 185 amino acids. The transcript has a single exon.